GAUUUUACAGCCGCCCCUUGUGACGUCACGACUCACCUGUGGGUGGGAGCAGAAUGUGGGAUUAGCAGUAGCCGCAGGUAUUAGCCAAACAUUGGGAGGCUCACGGCAGCGCCGCGCCGACACAAGACUUUUACCAGAGAUGCGUGGACGACCCGAAUGAGCCGCUUCGCCUUGUCCGGUCACGGCAACCGACUUCAGGUUAGCGAAGUAAGUUGGGGGGGAAAUAAAAUCAUCUGGAAAUGUGUCGGCGGCGCAGAAUCCGUCUCCUUGUGUUUGUUUGAAGCGCGAGCAGAAGUUUUUUUUUUUUCCGCUCUGGGAGACUUCCGCGGUUUGUUCGCUUCUAACUAUCAACCACUAGACAGCCACGAGUGUUUUCUCCUAUGCGGUCCCAGGUAUUCUGAGCCAUGCCUGGCCACAGCACCGCGGCUCCCCAGGUGCCCCGUCACCACAGACCCCACGCCUCCGGCCCGCGGGCAGACAAGCACCGACCCACCCGGACCAUCUCCAGGGAGAGCGCGGCGGGCCAAGACGCCUACAGGGACCCUCGCGGCGCACAUCUGCACGAGCACCACGCUGACCGCACCCGGUAUCCGGAGAGCAAAUACGUUUGCGGCAGAGGCUGCCCGCGGAACGGCACGCCGAGGGGCUCGGAGACUAUAGGAUUUAUCCCUGGGUCGGCGGACGGCGCGCCUACCGGCAGGCAUGCCUGCGGCUCCUGCACCUCCAUGGGCUGGACUGGCUGCAAGGCCCUCAUCUGCUGCGUGCUGACCUGUGGCUUUUACGGCAGCCGGGAGCCCUGUCUGCCCGUUAACGAGAGCUCCACGGACCGCCCCCCUAAAACCGGCAGCGAGCCCCACCCUCCCAAUGGCAUGGCUGUGACCAACCCCACCUGUGGCAUCCCCUUGGAGUCCACCAAGUCUACCAAAGCCACCAAGUUGCCCACGAGUGACAGCUUCCGCUACGCCGACGUGCGCAUCAGAGGUCAGACGGUGAGGUAUCCGGUUACUGACGCAAAGCGGACCGGUACGCCGGGCAGGGGGGAAAGCCACCGGCCGGUCAGCAACACCAGCUUGUUGUCACGCGAGGACUAUGAUUUAGAUGACCUGAGUGACACCGGCACCGACAUCGACUCUCUCAUCACCAAGAAGCUGCUGGAGCUUUACGCCCUGCACCAGAUCGACCAGCUGGCCAAGUGCACCUCCGACUCGUCUUUCUCCCGCAAGACCCUCGAGAUCAGCGAGCUCAUCUACAGCAUCGCGCAGGACUACAACCUGGAGGAGCAGGAGGCCGAGUGCAAGCUUGUGCACGGCGUCAUCCGCAUCAGCACGCGGAAGGGCAAGAGGAACAAGAGCCAUCCGUCGGCGGGACAGCGUCCUAAUAAUGGGAGGAACGACGGGACUCUCCCGGACAGUGGCAACGAGACCAUGACCAACACCUUUGUCAGCAGUGACUUUCCAGAGGUGAAAGUGUCGGAGCAGACGCCAUCCGACGAGCUGGCGAGGAAAAUGAGACCCUACAGCGAGAGAACGUACUCCUCCAGCAACACCACAGCCUACUCGGCCUACCACCAUGGCACCGAAAUGGACUCCUCAGGCGCUCCUCUUCUGCUCUGAAGGCUACACAGACGUUCCUUUUACUAACAAGUGAUGCAGCCAACUGGACGGACAAUGAGAUCCUUCUGCUAGUCUCAAUUAUUUUGUUGCUGUUACUAAGCGGAGCACCUUUUACCCUGGGCGGUGGUACUUCUGCUUCUAGUGGUCCGACUAAUGUUUUUUGCGGAUCACUCCAGCAAAAAAACAAAAGGUAUUUUCUUUACAGGGGGAAAGACAUUGCCGGUUUUUAUGUAUUCUUACGCAUUCAAAGGUUUAAAGUUGCUUUUAAAAAAAGAAACAUGACUACACUCCAUGCAAUCUCAGUAGUGAGGCCAGAGGCUAGAGACUGAUGGUUUUGACAGUACUCAUUCUUGUUUAUGCAAGCCGUGUGUGUGAGUGUGUGUGUGUGUGAGAGAGAGAAUGUGUCUAUAGACUCCUGCCAUUUAGCAUGUUUUCAAUCUGUAAUUAAGCCAUAUUUUUAUGUACAUAUUUUAUGUGGAUGUUACUCUCUGGGGUUUUUGUAAAGCAUUUGUAGCAUUGACCAGUUUUUUUUUAAACAUGUUUUUAACAAAAUAAAACUUUUUUUUA
Molecule: messenger RNA, 2180 nt
Organism: Gasterosteus aculeatus aculeatus (three-spined stickleback)
Lineage: Eukaryota; Metazoa; Chordata; Actinopteri; Perciformes; Gasterosteidae
Gene: kdf1a
Product: keratinocyte differentiation factor 1a
Biological process (GO): keratinocyte development; regulation of epidermal cell division
Cellular component (GO): cell junction
Source: RefSeq, a predicted model, not a curated record